Messenger RNA from Oncorhynchus kisutch (coho salmon), 2470 nucleotides. RefSeq names its product multidrug resistance-associated protein 9-like. Gene Ontology annotation, biological process: transmembrane transport. Gene Ontology annotation, molecular function: ATP hydrolysis activity; ATP binding; ATPase-coupled transmembrane transporter activity. Gene Ontology annotation, cellular component: membrane. Lineage: Eukaryota; Metazoa; Chordata; Actinopteri; Salmoniformes; Salmonidae. The transcript is spliced from 9 exons. The coding region runs from base 80 to 1150 and encodes 356 amino acids. The record is from RefSeq and is a predicted model, not a curated record.
UACCACCUCCACCAUCCAGGGCCUCACUACCAUCCACGCCUACAAUAAGAGAGAGCAGUACAUCCAGCAAUUUAAGGAGAUGAGCGACAACAACUCCAACCACUUCCUGUUGUUUAACUGUGGGACACGCUGGCUGUCCUUCUGGCUGGACUUUCUGUCUGCCUCAGUCACUCUGCUGGUGUCUCUGUUCGUGGUGCUCAGUUCUCCUGAUACCAUCAGCCCUGCUAUGAAGGGCCUGGCGCUGUCAUACACCAUACAGUUGACAGGUAUGCUCCAGUACGUGGUAAGGUUGUCUACGGAGCUGGAGGCCAAGUUCCUGUCAGUGGAGAGACUACAGGAGUACAUCGAGGGUUGUGUCUCUGAGGCGCCCAGGAGAGUUAAAGACGCCCUCAUCCCAGAGGGUUGGCCUCAUAAAGGGGCCAUCUCCUUUAAGGACUAUACGAUGAGGUACAGAGCGAACACCCCCAUCGUGCUCGAUGGACUACAGCUCAACAUCCAGCCCAGGGAGAAGCUGGGCAUCGUGGGGAGGACAGGCUCCGGGAAGUCUUCUUUAGGAGUGGCCCUGUUCCGCCUGGUGGAACCAGCCGCAGGGACUAUCUUCAUAGAUGGGGUGGACACCAGCGCUAUCGGCCUGGAGGACCUCCGUAGUAAACUAUCAGUCAUCCCCCAGGACCCUGUCCUAUUCAUUGGCACUGUCAGGUAUAAUCUGGAUCCUUUCAACAACUAUAGUGACGAGGACAUCUGGUCUGCUCUGGAUAAGACCUUCAUGAAACACACAAUCUCCAGUCUCCCUGAGAAGCUGCAGUCGGAGGUAGUGGAAAACGGGGAGAACUUCUCUGUAGGAGAGAGACAGCUGAUGUGUAUGGCCAGAGCACUGCUACGAAACUCCAAGAUCAUCUUGUUGGACGAGGCGACGGCGUCGAUCGACUCCGAGACGGACUCUCUGAUCCAGCACACCAUCAGAGACGCGUUCCAGGACUGUACCAUGCUUACUAUCGCUCACCGCAUUAACACUGUCCUGGAGUCAGAUCGUAUACUGGUCAUGGACGCCGGAAGGGUGGUUGAGUGUGACAGUCCAGAGGUCCUGAUGCAGAGACCAGAUUCUCAGUUUGCAGCUCUCCUGACUGCAGCCAACACCGUCAACACAUGAGCCUGGACACACCCAUCUGUAGUCUGGACACACCUCCAUCUACAGUCUGGACACAUCUCCAUCUGCAGUCUGGACACACCUCCAUCUGCAGUCUGGUCUGCCCUUCAUCUGCAGUCUGGACACACCUCCAUCUGAAGUCUGGACAAACCUCCAUCUGCAGUCUGGUCACACCUCCAUGAGUCUGGACACACCUCCAUCUGUAGUCUGGUCACACCUCCAUCUGCAGUCUGGUCACACCUCCAUCUGUAGUCUGGUCACACCUCCAUCUGUAGUCUGGACACACCUCCAUCUGAAGUCUGGUCACACCUCCAUCUGCAGUCUGGUCACCCCUCCAUCUGCAGUCUGGACACACGUCCAUCUGUAGUCUGGACACACCUCCAUCUGUAUUCUGGACACACAUCCAUCUGCAGUCUGGACACACCUCCAUGAGUCUGGUCACACGUAAAACUGAAGUCUGGACACACCCCCAUCUGAAGUCUGGACACACCUCCAUCUGUAGUCUGGACACACAUCCAUCUGCAGUCUGGACACACCUCCAUGAGUCUGGUCACACGUAAAACUGAAGUCUGGACACACCUCCAUCUGAAGUCUGGACACACCUCCAUCUGAAGUCUGGACACACCUCCAUCUGUAAUCUGGACACACAUCCAUCUGUAUCCUUGUCCCACCUCCAUCUGCAGUCUGGACACACCCCCAUGAGUCUGGUCACACCUCCAUCUGUAGUCUCGACACACCUCCAUGAGUCUGGUCACACGUCCAUCUUCAGUCUGGACACACCCCCAUGGGUCUGGUCACACCUCCAUCUGAAGUCUGGACACACCUCUAUCUGUAGUCUGGACACACCUCCAUCUGAAGUCUGGUCACAACUCCAUCUGCAGUCUGGACACACCCCCAUAUGCGGUCUGGACACACCCUCAUAUGAAGUCUGGACACACCCCCAUAUGACAUUUGGACACGACCCCAUCUGAAGUCUCCGCCCACCACAUGUGAUUAAUUGUCGGACCACCCCACCCCUCAACGCUUUCCCUGUUUUCCAUGGACACACAUGAAUGUGCAUGUGCCUGCGCGCACGCUUAUCCACAUAAACAUAUGCAAACACACACACACACGUGCGCGUGCAUACCUAAAGCCUAGGGCAUUAGCGUCAUGCUAGCAUUGACUAAGGAAGCAGUAUCAGGCAGUAACACCAUUAUGAAGUAACUAAACAGCAGUAACACCAUUAUGAAGUAACUAAACAGCAGUAACACCAUUAUGAAGUAACAAACCAGCAGUAAUCACAUUAUGAAGUAACAAAACAUCAGUAACACCAUUAUGAAGUAA